Molecule: messenger RNA, 1798 nt
Organism: Symsagittifera roscoffensis
Lineage: Eukaryota; Metazoa; Xenacoelomorpha; Acoela; Convolutidae
Exons: 7
Coding region: 149-1774 (541 amino acids)
Source: RefSeq, a predicted model, not a curated record
GCAUUUACAAUUGCUUAACAACAGUGUAUACGCCGUGUUGUUGAUUUUUUUUUUCAUUUUUCACUGCAAUAAUUUUGUCCUUUCAAGAUACCAUCCAACUUUGGUGAUAAGUUGUUAAUUAGCUAGAAUCAGUGCAAGAUCAAUUUUUAUGGAGGAUAAAGUGAAAAAUUAUCUAGAGUCCGGCAGUCUCCAUUUUUUUCGGAAGGUCUUUGCUGCUGAGAAGAGAAGGGUCAUUGGAAAGAGUGAGAAGAGGGCUAGUGAAGACAACAAAGCAGAUAAUAACAAUACUUCAAUGGGCAGGAUGAAUUACAAAAGGUACCACAGCAGUGGAGAGGCAUACCGUGGCACUAACUUCGGCAUGUACAUAAUCUAUUGUGUUCAACACCUUCCUCAAACUAAUGUGAACAAAUCUCUGAUCCGAUGGCUACUCAUGAACCCAGACUGUCUUCGAUCAGAUGACCUUCAAACUGCUGACCUGCUGCACAGAAAUGUUCUACACUAUUGCAUCAUUGCGGACAAGAUGCAGUUUUUUGAUAUUUUGAUGAGUCCAAUGAGCUCGGAGGAUUCUAUCACUGCGAGGGAUAAGUUCGGCCUUAGUACACUACACUAUGCAAUAAUGUUGGACAAUAUCAAAGCUGUUGAGACUAUAGUAAUCAAUUUAAAACAGCUAUCCAUAUCUCUGGACAGCGACUUAUUCUAUCUCAAGCCUAGUGGCAUCUCCCCUCUCAUGCUAGCCAGCAACCUCAAUCACCCCCACUCCAACAUGUCCGAAAUCAUAUCUCUGCUUAAGUCUGGGAGGAGUAAUGGAGGGAGUAGAAGGGACUCCUGGAAACACCUGGAUGCCGGUGGGUGGGAGAGGGCGGGGCAGAGAGGAGUGUAUUUGAACUGUGUUCUAUUCACGCCACAGUGUGACCAACAUGACUCAUUUCAAGUGCUUACGGGCAAAGUGAGGAAGCGACCUGCCUCGGCAAGAGACGUUAAAGUGCUGGACCCUCUUCUGAUCACGCUCUACGAGAAAGGAAGACUACAGUACCACGACAAACUACACCAACUGCAGCUGAAAAGACUGGAUAGAGCCAUCAAAGAAGACAAGCAGCCAGAGACAUAUCACGAAAUUCUGACCGAUUUGCAGUUUCGCGUUAUUUCUCGAGACAUAAAGCCAGAGCAGUCUGCCCAAAAGCAGAUGAUACAAAAUGGCGACUGUAUACCAUCAAGCAAAGAACGACAGAUGUGUUCAGCUAGGCUGACUCAUACCAACCAGUGCUUUCUGCCACCAGUUGGCUCUGGAUUUACAAGAUCGCAUACUGUGACGGACUUGAUGUCGGUGCGCUCCCAGCAGUUGACAUCUUCAUUCCGACGCAAAGCGAGGAUACCCAGUCCCCCACCCACACCCUCUCCUGAACCCUAUGUGUCAGUCACGAAUAAGCCCAGAAUCAUGCAGAGGAAGAUGAAUGCGAUUGCAGCUAUGGGAAUGGGAGGGAAGCUGAACUGGAGUGGCAGGAUGCCCACUCUAGGAAAGAAACUAAAUGUAUCAAUUGGCGGCACAGAGGAUAUCAACACCCCCAUCAGUCGGUCCAGGUCUCCAAUGGGGGGAACGAAGAGUCCCAAGUUACCCAAGUCUAAGAAUGGAGAACUGUCUUUGAACUCAAUGUUUGGAGAGCUGCUGCAACUACAGAAGAGAGAGCAACAGCAGCAGGAUAUGAGGAGUGAAGAGGGCUUCUCCAGCCAGACUUCACUCAACUCUUCAUUCAAUAUUGGUUUCACGCAAUACUGACAAAGAGAUCGAACACAGGGAAAA